AUGGACAUCGACCCCAGCUACCCUCUCUCUCCCGCUCCUCACCCCUCGAGCUACACCGUCCUCCGAAUCAAGCGGAAGGCUACAGAACCAGCCUUGUCCUCUCUUGUCAUCCAAGACGAAUCUCGAGCAAAGAGGCGGCGGGAUAUCGCUGGGCGACCGAGGGGCGUAUUCAGACUGGCGGAUACUGUGCCCGGGACAUGGAUUGGGGAAGGGGAGGAAGGGAAGGUGCUGAAGACCAGGAUCCAAGGUCUGCUAUCAUCAGGAGCUUCGCCUUCGCCCAUUACUAGCCCUCCUGUAAAGAGCCCGACUGCAGAACCACCCGCUCCAUCACUUUCCCAUCCCACGUACUCCUCCGCACAACUACCUCCCUUAGACUUGCCCUCGUCUCACGAGCCGGCUUCCACGUCUGCCCAAACGGUUCCUCCGGUAGCGCAGCCGGUACAGCCUCCAGUGGAGAGACGGUCAUCUCAGGCUCGAGCUCAGAUGCAGUACCGGGUGAUUCCACCCAUGUCGCCUCGGACGAAAGCAAUGAUGCCUCCCCGGUUGAUCACCGCCGCAGAGACCGAGGGGCGUGAUCCUGCUUUGGUAUUCGUCGAUGCCCAAGCGGUAGAAGAUGCUCGGAGAAAGAAUGAUAUAGAAGAGGAUAAAGAGGUGGCAGCGUUCUUGCCGAUGCUACAAGAGUACUUGAAACUGGAGGAGGAGGCGAAACAGCAGGCGGCCAAAGAGGAGAGUAACGAUGACUGGGUCUAUGAUCUGUACUACAGAGACACGAGCGGGUCUGUGCCUCUAGAUCUCGGAGUGGGAGACGGGGUGUCUAUUGGUCAACUACUCGGCCUUGAAGACGGCUCUCCACCUUCUUCGGUGUCUGGUUCCGAACCAGAGGACGAAGCAGACGAAGAUUCCAAUGACGAGGACUACUACAGGAACGAUUAUCCCGAGGAUGAGGAUGCAGACGAGGACAUGAUGGGCUUUAGAGGAGGAGAUGACGAUAGUGAUUGGAGCGAGGAGGAGCAGGAGGAUGAUUAUGAUAGGGACGAGUGGGGUUACAGGGAUUGA
Cryptococcus amylolentus CBS 6039 is the source of this 1056-nucleotide messenger RNA. RefSeq lists its product as hypothetical. Bases 1 to 1056 code for a protein of 351 amino acids. The transcript has 6 exons. NCBI's taxonomy places the organism in Eukaryota, Fungi, Basidiomycota, Tremellomycetes, Tremellales, Cryptococcaceae. Gene Ontology annotation, biological process: developmental process. The record is from RefSeq and is a predicted model, not a curated record.